AUGCACAACAUUUCUUCGGCCUCAUCAAGCAGCAAUAACCUCCACUACAGUGGUCACCCUUCUGUCUUUGCCCAGACCUCUCACAUACAUCAACUGCACAUUCCUCAACUCAUUUCCUCAACCACACAUCACACUCUUCUGACGAAAACCAUCCAUUUGAAAUCCAAUGAAGUUGUCAUUCCCUCUCGAUUCAUUCACAAACUUCUCACCGGACGUCGUGAACACAUCUCCUAUGGUGGUCAUGUGUACGUGAAAACGAACGAUGAAACCUUUGUCGUCAGUGAAUGGGUCAGUGGCGACUCUUCGAAUAAUAAUUUGACUCGUGCGGGGAUGGGCAAUACGGCCGAUGUGACAAGCAAUCAGACACAAAUUCUCUGCUCCAUCUAUCAAUGUCUAAUGCAUAAGCAAAAGUAUAAUUGUAAGGCACAAAUUCGGUUCUACCCAUCUAUUCAUACCUAUGUGCAUGUGAAAAAUCAUUGCAAUCAUCCAAUGCCUUCACCUCAAUCUGUUAUGACUCUCGAAGAUGAAGAAAAUGAACAAGUCUUUCAAGAUAUCUCGAAUCUAUCCUCUUCACGUGACGAGGCAGAAGAUUCUCAUGACACAAUGGAAUUGCUAUACUCAACAAAAACCUUGGCACAAGUUUACAAAAAUCCUUAUUACACUAAAACCAAACGAGGAACAGAAUUUCUCAAAUCCUUUGCCACUGUACCCAAUGUGUUGGUGCAAUUUGCAUCUGCGGAACAAUUUAAAUUAUUGGAAGAGUUGACUUGCCGAGACCAUUUGUAUAUUGAUGGACCCAUUGAAUUGUACACAGAAGACACUCGAUUCAUGUUCGUCUUCCACGUGAGAAAAGAGGGCUCUCUCAACACUGUUCCCUGCCUGUACUCGUUUACGAAUGAAAUUUCUGAACUUGGCUACAAGACACUCUUUGGAUGUGUCGAAAUGUUAAUAAUGAAAAAUUAUGGCGUUGAGGAAUAUUUUGACCACAAGAAGAAACGUGGAAAUUUGCAAAUUUCUUGUGACUUUGAUCAAUCCAUGAGAAAUGCAUUGAAAUUAUUGUUCAAGCAUGUGGACCUUGUUGGAAAUAAGCAUGUAUUGGCGAGUGCUGUCGAGAGAUUUAUCGAUUCGCAUGAUCUUUCUGGUACUUCUUCUUCUUUUUUAACAUCCUCCUCACAACCUUCUUUGAGUAUGCCAUCGCCGCCAUCAUCAACACCACAUGUAUUUAAAUCCUUUCCAGAUAUUCGUGCGGGCAUGAUUGAAGAUUUGCAAAAGUUAUCCAAACUCACACAACGACAAGAGUUUCUCCGCAAGAAGAAUGAAUUUGAGUUAAAAUGGAGCUUUAUUGCUGGGGAUGUAUUCAUGAAGUUUUUGAGAGAAUACUUUUUUGGUUAUGACGGAGAAUUAGCAAUGAAUCAAGAAGAAUUAAUUUCCUUACAUCAACCUCUUCACAAGGGGAUGAUAGCAGCAUUGAACAAACAAUCUCAAAAGGCAAUAUACGAACCUCAAUACUGGGCCUGUUCCUUCAAUCCAAAUAUUUGCGAUUGGAACGUAACCUCGGAUCAUGUCACAUUGCAUAACCAAAUGUUUUUCAAAAUGUUUUCUGUGAAUGAAUUGAAUGAACGUUUCACGACAUGGAAUGAAUUGGUUGGAAUUUUGAAAGAUUAUGAAUUUUUAAUGUUUAAGGAUGAAAUGGAAUUUUCUCAAAAUCCAUUACAUGUAUUGAAAUGUCUUUCAGAAGUUGUUGCCUCAAGAGAGAAGAAACAGAUUUAA
This is a messenger RNA of Naegleria fowleri, 1770 nucleotides long. RefSeq lists its product as uncharacterized. The transcript has a single exon. The record is from RefSeq and is a predicted model, not a curated record. The coding region runs from base 1 to 1770 and encodes 589 amino acids. Lineage: Eukaryota; Heterolobosea; Eutetramitea; Acrasida; Naegleriidae.